AUGGGCCCUGUCCCUAAACCGACUCAAGGAAACGGUUUCCCACUCAAAUUGGGAAACUCUAUUACUCUCCGUUUCACUCACUAUCAUCUUUUGCGUUCCCGUUUCCCCAAUCCGAACAUCCGUUUCCCAAGCACCGCUUGUUUCUCCCCCGUGCUCGUUCCUCUCCGAAUCGAUUGCUCGCCACGAAACGCAUCGGAAUCCAAGCUCUUGGAUUGAAGAAAUGGAGGUUAGCGGGAGGAAAGAGAGAAACAAGGAAGUGAUGCGAUUAGAGCGCGAGUCUGUCAUUCCAAUCCUCAAACCUAAGCUCAUCAUCAAGCUCGCAUACCUCAUUGAGCAUGGUACUGAUCGAGCAGAAUUUCUGAAGCUGUGUAAGAGAGUUGAGUACACCAUCAGAGCCUGGUACCUAUUAGAAUUUGAGGACUUGAUGCAAUUGUACUCUUUAUUUGAUCCUGUUCAUGGAGGCCAAAGAUUGGAACAACAACGGUUGUCUUCUGAUGAAAUUGAUGUGCUUGAGCAGAAUUUCCUGACAUACUUCUUUAACAUAAUGGAGCAGAGCAACUUCAAAAUUGUGACUGAUGAUGAGAUUGAAGUUGCACAGUCUGGGCAAUAUCUCCUAAACCUUCCAAUCAAAGUGGAUGAGUCUAAGCUUGAUAUGAAGCUUUUGUCUAAUUACUUCAGAAAACACCCUCGUGACAAGCUGCCUGAAUUUUCUGAUAAGUACAUAAUAUUUCGCCGAGGCAUUGGACUUGACCAGACAACUGAUAUCUUUGUAAUGGAGAAAUUGGACAUGAUCAUAUCUCGUCUUUGGGGAUGGUUGCUCAAAGUUUCUAGACUUCGGAAGCUCUUCUCUAAAAAGCCAAAACCAGCAAGAUCAAAUACAGAUCCAAAAAAAUCUGAUGAACCGAGUGCUGAUGCAAAAGAAGAAGAUUUAGUUGUUGAGCGCAUUCGGAUUCAAAACAUGGAACUGAGCAUGAAAAAUCUAUUUGGGAAGAUCACAAUUCAAGAGCCCACUUUUGACAGAAUGAUUGUUGUUUACAGACGAGCAAGCUCCAAGACUCAAACGGAACGAGGAAUAUGCAUAAAACAUUUCAAGAAUAUUCCAAUGGCAGACAUGGAGAUAGUUUUGCCUGAAAAGAAAAAUCCAAGUUUAACCCCAAUGGACUGGGUUAAAUUCCUUGUUUCCGUUGUUAUUGGGCUUAUGACUCUCGUUGGAUCACUUGAAAUGCCAAAAGCCGACAUUUGGGUUGUUUUGGCUAUUCUUUCUGGUCUGAUCGGUUAUUGUGCGAAGAUCUACUUCACGUUUCAACAAAAUAUGGUUACUUACCAAAAUCUAAUCACACAAUCAAUGUACGACAAACAAUUGGAUAGUGGGAAAGGCACACUUCUACAUCUCUGUGACGAUGUUAUUCAACAAGAAGUUAAAGAGGUGAUUAUCUCAUACUUCAUUUUGAUGGAACAAGGAAAGCUGACGAUUGAUGAUCUGGACCAGAAGUGUGAAGAUCUCAUUGAAGAAGAGUUUGGUGAACAAUGCAAUUUCGAUGUCACGGAUGCUGUGAGAAAGUUGGAGAAACUUGGAAUUGUUAUAAAGGAUUCUAUUGGAAGAAUUGCUUGUGUUCCAUUGAGACGUGCCAAUGAGAUCAUCGGUACUACUACCGAAGAAAUAGUGCUUAAAGCUCGACAAGGCCCAAUCACUUAGUUCUAUAUAUAUAUAUAUAUGCCUGUAUAUUUCUGCAGUAAGGUUCAUCAGGUAAAUGCUGUCAAACAUUGCAUUGCAGCUGAAGUGAAGAUUUGUUCAGAGUUUGUUGUUUGGCUUUUAUUGUAAAUUAAUGCGUGCUAAAUUAUUUCAUUUAUUUAUUUUAUUUUUAUGUGUAGAUAUGUUUGUUCUUGCUUUGCUGUGAGAAAUUACAUUUGUGUGCAAUGUAGAUGCUAGUUGAAUAAUCUAGUAAUUACUGACUGAGUAAAUAAUUACUCUUAAGUUGGAUCAGUAUGUAUUAAACUAUUAAUUAAUGCA
Molecule: messenger RNA, 2011 nt
Organism: Dioscorea cayenensis subsp. rotundata (Guinea yam)
Lineage: Eukaryota; Viridiplantae; Streptophyta; Magnoliopsida; Dioscoreales; Dioscoreaceae
Exons: 17
Coding region: 221-1696 (491 amino acids)
Source: RefSeq, a predicted model, not a curated record